UCAACACAUUGCGUGUUGCUGCUGGCUGCUAGCAUUUCCACAACAUGGGAAAGCAAAGUGACAGCGUGCUGGUUACUCGUAAAGCCUAGCCUGCUGGAAUAAGGACAGAAUAACAGUUUAAUUAGUCCUGUUGUUAUUUGUUUAGGAAAAUCUGCCAAAAUGGUGAAGGAGCAGUUCAGAGAGACCGAUGUGGCCAAAAAAAUAAGCCACAUCUGCUUUGGGAUGAAAUCUGCUGAACAGAUGCGUCAGCAGGCCCACAUUCAGGUGGUCAGUAAGAAUCUGUACAGCCAAGACACCAAACACACUCCACUGUCUUAUGGAGUGUUGGACCACCGCAUGGGCACCAGUGAGAAAGACAGACCCUGUUUGACAUGUGGGAAGAAUCUGGCAGAUUGCUUGGGACAUUAUGGCUACUUGGAUCUGGAGCUGCCAUGCUUUCAUGUCGGCUAUUUCAAAGCCAUCAUAGGAAUCUUACAGAUGAUUUGCAAGACAUGCUCAAGCAUAAUGCUGACAAAAGAGGAGAAACUGCAGUUCAUGGAUUUUUUGAAAAGGCCCAACCUGGCCUAUCUCCAGAAACGAGGGUUGAAGAAGAAGAUCUCUGAUAAAUGCCGCAAAAGGACAAUCUGUCUGAAUUGUUCCGCUUUCAAUGGACCAGUGAAAAAGUGUGGCCUGCUUAAGAUCAUCCAUGAGAAGUAUAAAACAACCAAGAAGGUGGUGGAUCCUUUUGUGUCAGAAUUCCUGCAGUCCUUUGAUAUCGCCAUUGAACACAACAAAGUUGUGGAGCCUCUGCUGACCAGAGCACAGGAAAACCUGAACCCUCUGGUGGUGCUGAACAUGUUCAAGAGGAUUCCCCAAGAAGACAUUCCCCUGCUGCUGAUGAACCCUGAGGCAGGGAAACCCGCGGACCUCAUCCUCACCCGCCUCCUGGUGCCUCCCCUCUGCAUACGACCCUCUGUGGUGAGCGACCUGAAGUCCGGCACCAACGAAGACGACCUCACCAUGAAGCUCACAGAGAUAAUCUUCCUCAACGAUGUCAUCAAAAAGCAUCGUAUGACAGGGGCAAAGACCCAGAUGAUCAUGGAGGACUGGGACUUCCUUCAGCUGCAGUGUGCUCUUUACAUCAACAGCGAGCUUUCUGGCAUCCCCCUCAACAUGGCACCUAAGAAAUGGACCAGAGGCUUUGUGCAGAGACUCAAGGGGAAGCAAGGUCGAUUCAGAGGAAACCUCUCAGGAAAAAGAGUGGACUUCUCUGGAAGAACUGUAAUUUCUCCUGACCCAAACCUGAGGAUCGAUGAGGUGGCUGUCCCUGUGCAUGUGGCCAAAAUCCUGACAUACCCAGAGAGGGUGAACAAAGCCAAUCUGGAGCUAAUGAGGAAACUCGUCCGCAACGGUCCUGAGGUUCACCCCGGAGCCAACUUUAUCCAGAAUCGUCACACACAGAUGAAAAGGUUUUUAAAAUAUGGGAACCGCGAGAAGAUAGCUCAGGAGCUGAGGUUUGGUGAUGUAGUGGAAAGGCACAUGAAAGACGGAGACAUCGUCCUCUUCAAUCGACAACCCUCACUGCACAAACUCAGCAUCAUGGCCCACAUCGCCAGAGUCAAACCUCACAGGACAUUUCGGUUCAAUGAGUGCGUGUGCACCCCGUACAACGCCGACUUUGACGGUGAUGAAAUGAACCUUCAUCUACCUCAGACUGAAGAAGCCAAAGCUGAGGCCCUCGUCCUGAUGGGUACAAAAGCUAAUCUUGUCACUCCAAGAAAUGGCGAACCUCUGAUUGCUGCUAUUCAGGACUUUCUGACAGGAGCCUACCUCUUGACGCUAAAGGACACGUUCUUUGACAGAUCAAAAGCCUGUCAGAUAGUGGCAUCAAUCCUUGUGGGAAAAGAUGAAAAAGUCAGGGUCUCUCUCCCCCGCCCGGCUAUAAUGAAGCCCAUGGCUCUGUGGACGGGCAAACAGAUCUUCAGCAUGAUUCUGAAGCCGAGUAAGGAAUGUCCAGUCAAGGCGAACCUGCGGACCAAGGGCAAACAAUACUGUGGCAAGGGAGAGGAUCUCUGUCACAACGACUCGUUCGUGGUGAUCCACAACAGUGAGCUGAUGUGUGGAAGCAUGGACAAAGGCACCUUGGGAUCCGGCUCCAAGAACAACAUCUUCUACAUCUUGCUUAGAGACUGGGGACAGCUGGAGGCUGCUAACGCCAUGUCCCGCCUGGCAAGACUCGCUCCAGUGUAUCUCUCCAACCGGGGCUUUUCUAUUGGCAUUGGUGACGUUACACCUGGCCAGGGUCUGCUGAAGGCCAAACAUGACCUCCUGGAUGACGGUUACAAGAAGUGUGACGAAUACAUUGAAGCUCUACAGACGGGCAAGUUGCAGCAGCAACCUGGAUGCACGGCAGAGGAGACUCUGGAGGCUCUCAUCUUGAGAGAGCUGUCUGUCAUCAGAGACCGAGCUGGCAGUGCCUGCCUCAGGGAGCUCGACAAGAGCAACAGCCCUCUUAUCAUGGCUCUUUGUGGCUCCAAAGGAUCCUUCAUUAAUAUCUCUCAGAUGAUUGCCUGUGUGGGUCAGCAGGCCAUAAGUGGCUCUCGAGUGCCUGAUGGUUUUGAAAAUCGCUCUCUGCCUCACUUUGAAAAGCACUCAAAACUGCCUGCUGCUAAAGGCUUUGUGGCCGACAGCUUCUAUUCUGGCCUGACGCCCACAGAGUUCUUCUUCCACACAAUGGCUGGCCGGGAGGGUCUGGUGGACACUGCUGUGAAAACUGCAGAGACUGGAUACAUGCAGAGGCGUCUGGUUAAGUCCCUGGAGGAUUUGUGCUCGCAGUAUGACCUGACAGUACGCAGCUCCACUGGCGACAUCAUCCAGUUUAUUUAUGGUGGCGAUGGUCUGGAUCCCGCUGCCAUGGAGGGAAAGGAUGAGCCGCUUGAGUUUAAGAGAGUCUUGGACAACAUCCGGGCGGUUUACGCAUGUCCAGACGAGCCUGCACUCAGUCAAAACGAGCUGGUCCUCACUGCAGAUGCUAUCAUGAAGAGAGCUGACUUCCUGUGCUGCAGAGACAGCUUCUUGGAGGAGAUAAAAAAAUUUAUUAAGAGCAUCUCAGAAAGGAUCAAGAAGACCAGAGACAAAUACGGCAUCAAUGACAAUGGCACCAGCGAGCCAAAAGUUCUCUAUCAGCUGGACCGCAUAACCCCCACCCAGCUGGAGAAGUUCCUUGAAACCUGCAGAGACAAAUACAUGAGAGCUCAGAUGGAGCCAGGCUCAGCAGUUGGGGCCCUGUGUGCCCAGAGCAUUGGAGAGCCUGGUACUCAGAUGACGCUGAAAACCUUCCACUUUGCUGGCGUAGCGUCCAUGAACAUUACUCUGGGCGUGCCUCGCAUCAAAGAGAUCAUCAAUGCCUCCAAGAACAUCAGCACCCCUAUAAUCACUGCUCAUUUGGAUGUGGAAGACGACGCUGACUUUGCCAGGCUGGUGAAGGGGAGGAUCGAGAAAACACUUCUAGGAGAGAUUUCUGAGUACAUAGAAGAGGUUUUUCUACCGGAUGACUGUUUUAUCCUGGUGAAAUUGUCACUGGAGAGAAUAAGACUGCUGCGACUAGAGGUAAAUGCAGAAACGGUACGUUACUCCAUCUGCAUGUCUAAACUACGAGUGAAACCAGGAGACAUUGCUGUGCAUGGCGAGGCUGUGGUGUGUGUGUCUCCACGAGAGAACAGUAAAAGCUCCAUGUACUACGUGCUGCAGUCAUUAAAAGAGGAACUGCCUAAGGUGGUGGUUCAAGGUAUACCUGAGGUUUCCCGAGCUGUCAUUCACAUUGAUGAACAGAGCGGAAAGAACAAGUACAAACUCCUGGUGGAGGGGGACAACCUGAGAGCUGUCAUGGCAACACAUGGAGUGAAUGGAAGCAGGACCACUUCAAACAAUACAUAUGAGGUUGAGAGGACCUUGGGUAUUGAGGCUGCUAGAUCCACCAUCAUCAAUGAGAUUCAGUACACCAUGGUGAACCAUGGAAUGAGCAUUGACCGGCGUCACGUCAUGCUUCUGGCAGAUCUCAUGUCCUACAAAGGGGAGAUAUUGGGAAUCACCAGGUUCGGUUUAGCCAAAAUGAAGGAGAGUGUCCUCAUGCUGGCCUCCUUCGAGAAAACAGCUGAUCAUCUCUUCGACGCUGCCUACUUUGGACAAAAGGACUCUGUCUGUGGUGUGUCUGAGUGCAUCAUUAUGGGGAUUCCAAUGAACAUUGGAACAGGACUGUUUAAACUCCUACACAAGGCUGACAAGGAUCCCUCUCCACUCAAAAGGCCUCUCCUCUUUGACAGUGCAGACUUCCAUAUACCUCUGAUCACAUAGCAUCAGAGAAAGAAACAGCAGGGAUGUGUGAAGUUAGUUUUUUUUCCAGAGCCUGCUGUCUAUAGACAUCUUAAGAUUAUCUUCAGCAAAUACAGAAGUGCCUGCUAAAGUGUCCGAUCAUGUUCUUCUUGGAGAUCUAACAGAAAAUAGGAAUGUGUCUUUUUUUUAUUUGCCGUGACAUUGUUGCUGAUGCCACAGACUGUGAGAACGCUGCAUUUCAUUUUACAAAGAAAGUUUGUUAGCAUGUAAGAGCUACUGGAGUUGCUUAUUAUUUUAGUUUAAAUCUGGUAAACUGUAAGGAGAAUACAGAAAACUUCUGUUUUUCUGGCUUUUUACUUGUUUGUAAAACAGUGUGUUUCCUCUGUUAUUAAGAUGUUACAUAAUAUUAUGUUCCCUCAAUAUAAUGGCACUGAACACUGUGAAGUUUCUGGCAGUGUUUUAUAUGUAUAACGUAACACAGUUAUAUAAACACUUGUGCAGCAGACUUGAGAAUACCUCUUAAUCAUUAAGCAGACUUUAUCUCUUCUGGUUUGGCCCUUAUUUUUGCAUUACAAUAUGAACUGCUUGUUCCUUAGCAGCUUCGAUUUGCCAAAAAAUACUUUUUCUUAUUCACACUGCAAAACCCAGUUCAUUUUGUCUUUUCUGAAAAGUGUUUGUUUUGAUACAAGAUUCAGAUCAGCAGGGCUUCUUUGAGGUUGAAAUCUUCCAUCCCAUAUGAAGCCUAUUCAUAUAAUAAUGUAUAUAUUGUAAUAAAAAUAAAAGACCCAGAAAAUCAAGUUA
This is a messenger RNA of Siniperca chuatsi (mandarin fish), 5112 nucleotides long. RefSeq names its product polymerase (RNA) III (DNA directed) polypeptide A (gene polr3a). Bases 160 to 4332 code for a protein of 1390 amino acids. The record is from RefSeq and is a predicted model, not a curated record. Gene Ontology annotation, biological process: DNA-templated transcription. NCBI's taxonomy places the organism in Eukaryota, Metazoa, Chordata, Actinopteri, Centrarchiformes, Sinipercidae. Gene Ontology annotation, molecular function: DNA binding; DNA-directed RNA polymerase activity. The transcript is spliced from 31 exons.